AGUCUGGGAGGGUUUUCCUGGACAGAGGGCCUUGUGGCUGCUGCCUUAAGACGUGCAGCCUGGGCUACAGCUGCCAGCGCUCUCUGACCCAGGCCCACCACAGGCAGCAGCAGCAGCUCCAGCCGGCGCAGCAGCAUGGAGCUUUGGGGGCCCUACUUGCUCCUCUGCCUCUUCUCCCUCCUGACCCAGGUCACUGCCGAGGUAUCAACCCCCAAGGUCAAGAAGGCUGCAAAUGUCAAGAAAGAUGCUGUGAGCCCAAAAAUGAUUGAGGAGCUCAAGACCCAGGUGGAUAGCCUGGCCCAGGAGGUGGCCUUGCUCAAGGAGCAGCAGGCCCUGCAGACAGUUUGCCUGAAGGGCACCAAGGUGCACAUGAAGUGCUUUCUGGCCUUCGUCCUGGCAAAGACCUUCCACGAGGCGAGCGAGGACUGCAUCUCGCGCGGGGGCACCCUGGGCACCCCGAAGACAGGCUCCGAGAAUGACGCCCUGUACGAGUACCUACGCCAGAGCGUGGGCAGCGAGGCCGAGGUCUGGCUGGGCUUCAAUGACAUGGCAGCCGAAGGCUCCUGGGUGGACAUGACCGGCGGCCACAUCACCUACAAGAACUGGGAGACGGAGAUCACCGCGCAGCCUGACGGCGGCAAGGUCGAGAACUGCGCCGCCCUGGCCGGUGCUGCCAACGGCAAGUGGUUCGACAAGCGCUGCCGCGACAAGCUGCCCUACGUCUGCCAGUUCGCCAUCGUGUAGCUGGCCGGGUGGGGCGGGGCCGGGGCGAGGGGCGAGCGGGAUCGUGAGCGGGGAAGCGGGGUGUGGGGCCAUUAUGCUCCGCAUCCCGGCCCCGCACGCUGGGAGCCUCCUUUUGCAAAUAAAGUGCGUGCAGCUUGGCAGAGA
Messenger RNA from Vicugna pacos (alpaca), 888 nucleotides. RefSeq names its product C-type lectin domain family 3 member B (gene CLEC3B). The record is from RefSeq and is a predicted model, not a curated record. NCBI's taxonomy places the organism in Eukaryota, Metazoa, Chordata, Mammalia, Artiodactyla, Camelidae. Gene Ontology annotation, biological process: bone mineralization; ossification.